This is a messenger RNA of Caenorhabditis angaria, 645 nucleotides long. Lineage: Eukaryota; Metazoa; Nematoda; Chromadorea; Rhabditida; Rhabditidae. The record is from the annotation of a GenBank genome assembly.
AUGAAUGUUCUUGUCAAAGGUGGAAAGUUCGAGAGUGUCAGAAAAUGUCUUGUUUUGAUUAUUCGAUUAUUCUACAUCGAACUCAUUUGCCUUGUGCUUCUCACUUUUUAUAGUUAUUUUGUGAUGGAUAAAUUUUUCAAUGAUAGAAUUCAACUGCAAUUCAAUGAUGCUCCGAUUUUGAGUUUUUGUCCGAAUUGUGUUUUUCCAGUAUUUUCUGAUUUUCUGUUCAAGAUUGCUUUUCAUCUGUCAUAUAUGACAGUAAUCAUUGGAGUAUUUCUGAUAAUUAUCAUAUCGGUUUUAUCAAUUUUUGCUCUACGAAUCAAUCAUUUGGUAUAUUCAACAAGAACAUUGAAAAUACAAAAGAACUUUUUGUAUAGUUUAUUUGUUCAAAUAUCAGUUCAUGUAAUGUUUAUGUGCUCUCCAAUUAUUAUGUAUUAUAGUGCAUAUUUCGUUGAAUAUAAUCAAAAUAUGCUAGAUGUUUUUGAUUAUCUUGUUAUGAUUUCUUUACAUCACGGAUCGAUCAGCACAUUGGCAUUGCUCAUCUCAAACAAGCCUCUUUUCAGUUUCGUUAAAUCGAUGUUGAAAAAACGAACACUGCCUCCAGUAAUUGAUCAACAUUAUGGUAGAAGAAGCACUUUAUUUUGA